AUCCAUGUCAUUGUGAGUGUAGCUGCAACUACUAGCUUCUAUGAGAGAUAUGAUGUCGCUCUGGCAUCAAAUACCUUAGGAGUUGCCCACGUGUGCGAUUUAGCAAAGAAGUGUGCUAAUCUUAAAAUGCUCCUUCAUGUUUCCACUGCUUUCGUAGCCGGGGAGCAAGAAGGCCUGUUAUUGGAGAAGCCGUUUGAUGUAGGCAAAGCACUAAAGAAAGACUAUAACUUGGACAUCCAAUCUGAGAUAAAAUUAGUUGAGAGUGUCAAGUCAAAACUCAGGAUACAAUUCUCUAAUGACAAGAUAGAGAAAAGGAAAAUGAAGGAACUUGGAUUGAAAAGGGCUAGGCACUUUGGUUGGCCUAACGUGUAUUCACUCACAAAGGCCAUGGGGGAGAUGUUGCUAGGAACCUUAGGACGAGACCUUCCAGCUGUCAUAGUACGGCCAAGCAUCAUAUCUAGCACUUUCCAAGAACCAAUGCCUGGUUGGACGGAGGGAACUAGGACAAUGGAUAUGUUGUAUGUUGCUUACAAUGACCAGAAACUUCCGUGUUUUAUCGCUGAUCGUACUGUCAUUGUCGAUGUGAUACCAGGAGACAUGGUAAUUAAUGCACUGAUGGUCGCCAUGGCCAUUCAUUGGGACACACAUGGAACACAGGCAAUUUACCAUGUAACCACAGGCCAUCGGAACCCAUUGCUUUUUUCCACUUUUCUGGAAUCAGGCUAUGAGUAUUUCCGCUCUAAUCCUCGUGUAACCAAGGACGGGAGGAUUGUCAAGGAUAGAAGGGUGAAAUUUUUCAAGACAUAUACAUUUUUUCGUUUAUACAUGAUCCUGCGGUAUAACCUAGCAUUAGAGACGUUGCAUGUGAUGAGUGUAUUUGGGCAUUCAUUGUCCCAGCAUUACAAUAAGCUCAAACGUGGCUACAAUUUCCUGAUACUUGUCGCCAAGUUGUACGCCCCAUAUGCGUUCUUCAAAGGGUG
Molecule: messenger RNA, 980 nt
Organism: Triticum dicoccoides
Lineage: Eukaryota; Viridiplantae; Streptophyta; Magnoliopsida; Poales; Poaceae
Product: fatty acyl-CoA reductase 3-like
Exons: 7
Biological process (GO): suberin biosynthetic process; long-chain fatty-acyl-CoA metabolic process
Cellular component (GO): intracellular membrane-bounded organelle
Molecular function (GO): alcohol-forming very long-chain fatty acyl-CoA reductase (NADP+) activity
Source: RefSeq, a predicted model, not a curated record